CAGGACCUUGACUUACUAAUUUUGUUUUUAUAACUAAAACUCGUUGUGAUUAUCCCAAAUAAAAUAUCCGGCACUUGAUAUAUAUACACACACACACGUUGUUUUUCUUUGUAUACUCCAAGCCAUCUCCCCCUCCUUCUCACCUUAAGCUUUUUUCAAUUUUCUCGUAAUUCUUCAAUGGAGUCUAAGCUUCAGCAGCCUUGGUGGCUGCUGUCUAUCUGGUCUUUGUUGGUCUUGAACCUGCAAAACGGGGUAAAUGCAGAACCCCAAGUGCCCUGCUACUUUAUUUUCGGCGACUCGUUAUCUGAUAGUGGGAACAAUAAUGACCUUCAAACGUCGGCCAAAGGGAACUAUCCACCUUACGGGAUUGACUUCCCUAAAGGACCAACAGGAAGGUUUAGCAAUGGCCGAAACAUGCAUGAUGUUCUUGUUGAACUUCUUGGUUUCGAAGAGUAUAUUUUUCCCUACGUUCAAGCCGAAGGGAAGAGCAUUCUCAAAGGUGUGAAUUAUGCGUCUGGUUCUGCCGGCAUUCUCGAUGAAACUGGAAGCCAUCUGGGUGCUCGAGUAUCCAUGAACGAACAGAUAAAAAAUCACAAAACUGUAAUCUCAAGAAUUAGUAAGAUUUUGGGGAAUGAUUCAUCUACAAAGAAGCUUCUAAGUCAAUGCAUUUAUUCGGUUCAAAUCGGUGGCAACGACUUCACUAACAAUUAUUUCAAGCCAAAGUUCUAUAAUACCAGCCGCCAAUACAGUACUCCAGACGAAUUUGCUGCGGUGCUCGUUGAACAAUAUUUAAAGCAAAUAAAGGCUUUGUACGACAAUGGAGCAAGGAAGUUUGCCCUGUAUGGGUUGGGGGAGAUUGGUUGCACUCCAGAUGCAAUUGCAACGUACAAACCCAAUGGCUUUCUCUGCGCAUCGGAGUUAGACAAUGCUGCCACGGUUUUCAAUUACAGACUUAUGCCACUUGUCAAGGAACUUAAUGAUAAACUAACCGAUGCUAAAAUUAGCUAUCUUAAUCCUUCUCCAAACCCAGCUUAUGUUGCACCAUUUGUGACGAGUGGUUUAUGUUGCAAAACUGGGGGUGGUGGUGGAGAGCUUUGUAUUCCUGAUUCAAUCCCAUGCAGUGACCGAAGCCAGUACGCGUUUUGGGACGGUAUCCAUCCUACUGAUGCUUGGAACGAACUCAUUGCCAAAAGUGCCUACCAGACCCAUUCCCCCAUCGAAGCUUAUCCAUUUAACAUUCAGAAAUUAGCGAAGCAAUAAACCAAUAUCAAAGUCACGAAUCCUUGUCAUGGGGAGCAUGGGAUUUAGGAGAUGGGAAAAAGUUGUCUUUAAUAAUGACAAAUGAAACGCAACAAGCAAAUGUACUUUUACUCUGCUUUACCCGAAAAAAAAAAAAUCUAAUAGUGAAAGAAACAAAUGAAAUCUUUAAUAAUAAUAAAAAAAAAGAAGC
This is a messenger RNA of Durio zibethinus, 1450 nucleotides long. The record is from RefSeq and is a predicted model, not a curated record. NCBI's taxonomy places the organism in Eukaryota, Viridiplantae, Streptophyta, Magnoliopsida, Malvales, Malvaceae.